CACUGAGCCCGGAGCUGGGUGGCCCCGGGGACCCGAGUGGGUGACGUGACCAGCGGCACCCCCUUUCCCAGCUACACCCUUCUGCUCUCGGGGGGCAGCGCGCACCAAAGAAAGGCUUCUGCCCCGGUUUGUGGGCGUGGGUUCUCUGUUCCCCGGAGGAGCUCCCGCUCCAGCGCUGCGUGCCGCUCCCCCCGCCACCUCCGCUCCCCGGGACAGAGCCCACGCCCGCUCUCCGCUGCGAGAACCGACCUCCCCACGCCCGCAGCCAUGGAGGCAGCGCUGAUCUUCCUGUGCUCCCUCCUGGUGCCGGCGGCCGUGGCGGACGUGGCCACCCAAGAGAAGGAGGAGGACCCCUUUAACUACGAUUACCAGAGCCUGAGGAUCGGGGGGCUGGUGUUUGCCGUGGUCCUGUUCACCGUUGGUAUUCUCCUUAUACUCAGCAGGAGGUGCAGGUGCAGCUUCAACCAGAAGCCCAGAGCUCCGGGGGACGAGGAGGCUCAGGCUGAGAACCUGAUCACCUCGAACGCAACGGGAGCGCAGAAAGCGGAGAACUGAACGAGAGCCAUGUGACCCAGACACCCGAGGACGGAUGCUCGGACUGCAGAUGGCGGUGGCCUGCGAGGAAACUGCAAUCGCAGCAGCAGGUCCCUCUAAGGAGAUGCAAAGCUGCCGUGUCUGUGUUACCCUCUGUACUUCAGCGCUGGUUCUCUGUUUACUAACCCGACUAAACUCUGCUCGCCGUCCUCUCUGCCUCCAGUGGUGUGUAAUGUUGAUGUGAGAUGAUCGUUACCUCUAGGGCUAGUCGUUGCUGAUGUUGUAAUAGUGACUUUCUCUUCACCUUUCUCGUGCUGUGCGUGUGAUUCGGGCUCUGUACGACUGGCAGGCGCUACCCCCCACCCCGGGGCCGAGCCCGGGCAGGGGAGCCGCAGGGCAGGGCGGUGGGGGCUGCGGUGCAGGGAGGCUGCUGCAGCCCCGGGGGACCCCCCCGGCCCCCCGGCUGGAGCCAGCGGCGCUCGGCACCGCCCGGGUUCACCCCGGCUUGCUGCGGGCAGGGCGUGGGGAGCGGGGAGCAGUCCCGCAGCACCCCGGGGGCCUGCCCAGCCUGACUCGGGACCGCGCGGUGCAGUCUCAGCAAUAAUCCCCCUGCACACCCCCAGCCCAAAGGCAGCCGGCGGUGGGGGGCGAGUCAGGCAGGGACGUCCCUCGGCGGUGGCACCUGGCUGCUGGAUUUAAGGCUGAAGGGAGCUCGCCUUUGUCACCUGCUCGGCACUCCCUCUUUCUGUCCCUGGCUAAACCCAAGCCAUCAGUGCGGGAUGCUACUUUAAAUGUGAGGAAAUGCUGUGGUGGCAGAGAAGCCCGUGAAAUCCCCCAGCACGGUGACACUGUGAAAGAGGGCAGCUGCGCAGCGGUGACCCUGCUAACCAGCACAAACCAGCUCCUCGCCAACACCGCCUGCCCGCGAGACGGAGGUGAGCAGGUUAAACAGUCUCUGAGGGCUAACGAGAAACACGGACUGAAAUAAAGAGCCUGUCCUUGCUUGUCUCGGGCAGGGAAGGGGCAGCGGUGUUCCCUCCUGGUGCUCCCUGCCCUCCCUGAUGCCUUGUCGACACGGCCACCCGUGUCAGUGCUGUGUGUCGUCCCGUGGUGGUCCCGUGUCGUCAGCCCCCGCGGCCAACUGCCCCUUCUCCCCGCAGAGCAGCAGGGCCGAGUGCUGCUCGGGGGGGUUUGCACGCCCGAGCUUGCACACUGACGACACGCCGGCUCCGGAGGGGCUGAGCCCAGAGUCCAUCGUCACCUUGUGUCCACUCGUGGGUCGGAGGCAAAGCUGUGAGUCUGGCCCCUUCCCCAAGCCCAUGGGCAUGCAAAACCGGGGACUGCCGGGUUGGCUGUGGGCGCUUCCCAAGGCAGGGUCUGCCUGGGCAGCAGCGGCGCAUCCGCAGGGCUGCACUGAAACACGUCAGGGGACCGUCCAUGGGCCGGGAGGAGGUUCUUGUCCUCCAGGAUGGUCCUGAGAGGAGUUUCUGCUGUGCCCACCCCACCGCGGUGGCCCUGCCUCCAGGGUGGGCUGUGUCUCUGUGUGCUUUGCAUCCCUCGGUGGUGCUGGGAAGCACGCUCUGUCCCGUCUGUGCAAGGCAGAGGGACCGUGUCUCCGGUACCAUGUCCCUCCCCGUCCUCCUGCCCGGUUCAGAUUGCUCUGCUCACCCCCGCCUCCGCGCUGCUCCGCAGCCCCGGGCAGGGCAGAGCCCACGCAGCCCACCCGAGUGUCAGCUCUGUGCGUGUCCCGCGUCCCAGUGCCCGUGCUGUCUGUAGCGUGCCGUCGGUGUUAACACGAAACAAAGAAAUCCCUGUGGUGUGUAGAAAUGGCAAAAUCCUGACUGUUGUAAAAUAAACCGAGCUAUUGUGUUUCCUUUUAAAUAGGCAACUGUGCUGCUGUGGUAAAGGACUGGUGUGUUCUGUGCUGUGACCGAAGAGGGGAAAGGAAUAAAAUAUCGUUUCUA
Molecule: messenger RNA, 2498 nt
Organism: Tyto alba (common barn owl)
Lineage: Eukaryota; Metazoa; Chordata; Aves; Strigiformes; Tytonidae
Gene: FXYD6
Product: FXYD domain containing ion transport regulator 6
Exons: 8
Coding region: 268-555 (95 amino acids)
Biological process (GO): regulation of sodium ion transmembrane transporter activity
Cellular component (GO): membrane
Molecular function (GO): sodium channel regulator activity
Source: RefSeq, a predicted model, not a curated record